AUUUAAUAAAUCAAUUAUUUAGAUUUCAGAGAACGCAAUAGAAAUUCAACCCCUCUCUUGUUUCCUUCACUCACAUUACUGAUUACUCUUCCUUCUUCAAAAUCCCUUCUCAUUUCAACAUGUCAGGCUACCCCAACAAGCCUUCCGGUUACGGUUACGGCGCUCCGCCGCCAUACCAGCCAUACGGCGCCGCCCCGCCAUCCCAGCCAUACGGCGCCGCCCCGCCAUCCCAGUCCUACGGCGCUCCGCCACCACCUCAACCCUACGGCGCAGCCCCGCCAUCCCAACCCUACGGCGCUCCACCGCCAUCCCAAUCCUACGGCGGUCCACCUCCGCCUUCUCAGCCUUACUCCGCUAGCCCCUACGGCCAGCCGUCCGCUCCUUACGCCGCGCCCUACCAAAAGCCCCCCAAGGACGAAUCCCAUUCCCACGGCGGCGGCGGUGGUAGCGGUUACCCACCGCCUCCAUCAGCGUACGGGAGCCCGUUCGCGUCACUGGUGCCGUCGGUGUUUCCUCCCGGCACAGACCCUAGCAUAGUCGCAUGCUUCCAGGUGGCGGACCAGGACGGCAGCGGCUUGAUCGAUGACAAGGAAUUGCAGAGAGCUCUCUCUUCCUACAACCAGAGCUUCAGCUUGAGAACCGUUCACCUCCUCAUGUUUCACUUCACCAACACCAACGUCAAGAAAAUAGGACCCAAGGAAUUCACAUCUCUAUUUUACAGUCUUCAGAACUGGAGGGGCAUAUUUGAGAGAUUUGAUAAGGACAGGAGUGGUAAAAUCGAUUCAAAUGAGUUACGAGAUGCGCUGCUGAGUUUGGGUUAUGCUGUUUCUCCUGUGGUAUUGGAAUUGCUCGUCUCCAAGUUUGACAAAACUGGUGGAAAAAGCAAGGCUAUAGAAUAUGACAACUUCAUCGAGUGUUGUCUUACUGUUAAGGGACUAACUGACAAAUUCAAAGAGAAGGACACUGCAUAUACCGGAUCUGCAACAUUCUCCUAUGAGUCGUUUAUGCUGACUGUCCUGCCAUUCCUAAUAGCUUAGGAAAGUAAUGGUGUAUGGUCGAGGAACUUUUUCAUAUUCUAUUAUGCUGCUAUCACCUGUUGUUUAGUUUAUAAAAAACAAAUCCUUAAACAUUAUAUUUUCAGCUUGUUGACAAGUUUCUUCGGGUGUACUUUGUGUGAAUGAAGCCAUAAAAAUUAGUUUUCGUGCUUA
Molecule: messenger RNA, 1208 nt
Organism: Lotus japonicus
Lineage: Eukaryota; Viridiplantae; Streptophyta; Magnoliopsida; Fabales; Fabaceae
Product: calcium-binding protein CBP-like
Exons: 5
Coding region: 120-1037 (305 amino acids)
Molecular function (GO): calcium ion binding
Source: RefSeq, a predicted model, not a curated record